UAAAAAUGAAUCCAAAAAGGGGGAUAAAUGCAACUCUACAAGUCAUAUUAGUUGACGACACCAAGAUGAGAUCAGAUCUUCUCCGGCGAACUACCACCGCCUCUUCUCCGCCAACUCGCUUUCUUCUUCUCUCAUCAUUUUUCCUCCUCCACCUGAUCUCUUCCUCUGCUACCGACACACCGACGGCAUAUGAUGAACUAUUGGAGUACGAUUUUCCGGUCGGUCUUCUUCCGCAAGGCGUCACCGGCUACGAGCUCAACAAAAGCACCGGAGAGUUCAAGGCUUACAUGAAGGAGUCGUGUUCAUUUAAGAUUCAAGGCUACAAUCUCAAAUAUAAGUCAACGAUUAGCGGUAUCAUAGAGAAAGGGAAGCUGAAGAAUCUGAAAGGCAUAAACGUCAAGAUACUGGUGGUGUGGUUGAACAUCGUGGAGGUGAGUCGUCACGGCGAUCAAAUUGAUUUCUCGGUAGGAAUCAUGUCAGCCGGAUUCGGAGUAAGUAAUUUUAAUGAAUCGCCACAGUGUGGAUGUGGAUUUGAUUGUAAUGGUAUGGUUUCGAACCAGUUUUUGAUGUCUUCCUAAUUCCCAUUGAUCUGAAUCUGAACUAUGAUGAUUUUUAUAUUAUGAAUUUGAUAAUCGUUAAAUUGAUUUGAUUUGA
Molecule: messenger RNA, 654 nt
Organism: Cynara cardunculus var. scolymus (artichoke)
Lineage: Eukaryota; Viridiplantae; Streptophyta; Magnoliopsida; Asterales; Asteraceae
Exons: 1
Coding region: 6-578 (190 amino acids)
Source: RefSeq, a predicted model, not a curated record